AUGUCUUCAAAGGUCGGAAGUAAUCAUCAUGAAGCGACCAAGUCAUCUGGCAUUCCAACGCCCUCUUUAGGACCCAGGAAUGAAACGGACGUUAGUGAUCUGAAUAGCGGAAAUGAAGAGAAUCAAAAUAGCCAUGUAAGUAAAGCAUUAUUGAAACUAAAAUUGUUGGAUUCACUCCGUCAGGGCGAUUUUGAGCAAUUGAAACAGCUCAUCAAAACUCAAUUUCAGCCUGAGAAUGAUGCCAAUGUUAUCGAAGUUAGACAGCUCGUUCUACAUUACGCCGUUCAAGUUGCUCCUUUAAGUCUGAUAAAGGAAAUUCUAAAUAAUUGGUCGAAUGCCCUGCAUAAGAGAAAACGGGCGCAAGAGUCUGAUGUGGAUAUCCAUUUGGAUAUCAAUCAUCAGGAUGAUGAUGGUAAUACACCGUUACACUUAGCUGCAUUUCAAUCUCGUGGUGACGUUGUUGCCUUUCUCAUGGAUCAACCCAACAUUAAUGAUUGUGUUUUGAACGACUCACACUUGCAACCGGUUGAAAUGUGCAAAAAUCUAAAUAUCGCGCAAAUGAUGCAAGUCAAGAGAGCUAACUACGUUGCCGAAGUUGCUCAAGAAUUCAGAACUGCUUUUAAUAAUAGAGAUUUCGGUCAUUUAGAAUCGAUAUUAAGUGCUCCAAGAAAUUCAGAAGUUUUAGAUAUCAAUGGUAUGGAUCCCGAGACGGGUGACACUGUUUUACACGAAUUCGUCAAGAAAAAAGAUGUAAUCAUGUGCCGUUGGCUGUUAGAGCAUGGAGCAGACCCAUUCAAAAGGGAUCGUCAAGGUAAACUACCGAUAGAUUUAUUGGGGAAAGUAAACGAAUCUGAAACUGCUACCAACACAAAAACUGCCAUUGACAUUGAACUGAAAAAACUUCUGGCGAAAGCUGCAAAAGAACAAAGUGUUAUUGACGUAACAAAUAACCUACAUGAAGCACCAACUUAUAAAGGUUAUUUGAAAAAGUGGACUAAUUUUGCUCAAGGUUAUAAACUACGCUGGUUUAUUUUAAGCAGUGACGGUAAACUUUCAUACUACAAGGAUCAGUCCGACACAAGAAAUGCAUGUCGUGGCUCUUUGAACAUGUCCACAUGCUACUUGCAUUUGGACUCUUCAGAAAAGCUCAAAUUCGAAAUUAUUGGAGGAAGCAAUGGAACAAUAAGGUGGCAUUUGAAAGCAAACCAUCCAAUAGAAACAAAUAGAUGGGUUUGGGCCAUUCAAGGAGCCAUCAGGUUUUCUAAAGACCGAGAAAUGGUAAUAAAAAGCGGUACGGUGCCACCAUCUUUAGCAAUGAACAGAGCAGCCUCACCCGCACCGAAUGUUCAAAAGUUGCAUCCUUAUGAAGGACCUUAUCGCUCACAGUAUAUUCAGGGAUCCAAAUAUGAGAAAAUUGGUCAACCGGUGCAACAAAAACAAAGCAGAGCACCUUCCUCCUCUUCAUCCUCAGCUCACCAACGUAAAAAGAGUACUUCAACAUCUGUUACUUCGAGUGAAAUUGGUUUUAGUGAUAAUUUAACUGAGUCUGGAAAAAAUUACAUCAACAAAGUUAUCGAGAACCGUAUCGAGUCCAAUUCAAGAGGCUCGUCUGUGAAGAAUUUCUCAACCAAUCAUUCAAUGAAUGAAUCAACCAACAAUAAUUUGAAUAAAUACUCUUCAUCAAAAUCCACUGGACCAUCAACAAACGGUGUAUUUCAAAAUUCAGAAGCCAAUACGUCAUCUCUCAAUGACUUCGCCAUUGAUAAUUCAGCAACCGCUAAUGCGGAAAAUAUCGAAGGCAUUUCCGAUGAUGAGGAUGAUGAUGAUGAUGAUAUUGAUAUUGAUGCAGAUGAAGAAGAUGUCAAAAUAAAGUAUGGGCCUUAUGCGCAAAAAUUAACAAUGUUGCAAAGGUCAAUAUCUAUGGAAUUGAGUUCUUUGAAUGAGCUGCUGGAAAAUGAUGCAAGUAAAACGGCAGAUGAGGAAGUCUGGCGCAUUGUAAAAGUAUCUUUAAAUACAAUUGCCAAAACUUUCGAAAAAUUGAAUUCCUUGACAUCUGAAAGGGAUAAAAGGCUUGUCACCAUGCUAUCGAAACAACGCGACGUCAAUAAUGUUUGGAUCCAGUCAGUAAGGGACUUGGAAAUAGAAUUAAUCGAUAAAAGUAAUCGUUUAGCCUCCUUAGACAAAGAGAGAAGAAAUUUAAAAAGAUUACUGCAGAAAAAAUUGACUGAAGCUGGUGAAUCUGUUACCACUCCCAAUGUAAAGGAAGUGGAGCCUGAAAGCAUAGAAAAGGAGGCGUCUACAAGUGCUUUGCAGGAAAUAGCUGAAUUAAUUGAUGCUGCGAGAGGUGAAGAAGCGGAGUCAGAUGGUGAGGAAUUCUACGAUGCUGAAGAGUUAGUUGAAGAAGCAGACAUGGAGCGUGAGUUGAUGGAUAAAGCAUCAAAGAAUGACAUUGCAAAGAAGAAAGAAAUACAGCUCUCGGAUAAUAAAUUAACUUUUGAGGAUAUCAGUCAAAAUCAAAAAUCAGGGCUCGAUACACAUGUGUCUAGAAGUAAAUCUGAUGCAACGUCAGAUGAAAGCAGCGUAGCAGCACCUGCAGAUGAAAAAAAAGCGCCGAUUGAAUAUGUCGGGGAAGUGACCGAAGAAAGAUCACAGGUAGAAUCUUUACCUGUUUCUAAUGAAAGUCAGGAGAAAAUGAAAAAGCUUAUUCUUUCGGAAGGAACAUAUCUUGGAUAUGAAGAUGGCGUUAGGAAGCGCCUCAGGCUGGAUAAAGAUGAUCGACCAUCUAUUAGUUUAUGGUCAGUUCUUAAAUCCAUGGUCGGUAAGGACAUGACUAGGAUGACACUCCCAGUGUCAUUUAAUGAGCCUACUUCCUUGUUGCAAAGAGUCGCUGAAGAUUUGGAAUACACAUCUUUACUGGAUGAGGCUGCUGCAUUCUCAGACUCUUCCUUAAGACUUUUGUAUGUCGCCGUUUUUACUGCUUCUUCUUAUGCAUCAACCAUAGGAAGGGUUGCCAAACCAUUCAAUCCACUGUUGGGUGAGACGUUUGAAUAUGCAAGAGCAGAGAAGCAUUAUCGCUUUUUCACAGAGCAAGUAUCUCAUCAUCCACCUAUUUCUGCCACUUGGACUGAGUCUCCUAAAUGGGAUUUCUGGGGUGAAUCAAACGUUGAUUCAAAAUUCAAUGGUAGGUCAUUUGCAUUCAAACAUUUAGGUUGGUGGCAUAUCAAAUUGCGCCCCGACGAGACAACAUCGGAAGACAUGUAUACAUGGAAAAAGCCAAAUAACACCGUCAUUGGUAUUUUAGUCGGUAACCCGCAAGUUGAUAAUCACGGUGAUGUUAAGAUAGUAAAUCAUACUACAGGUGAUUUUUGUCUACUGAAUUUCAAAGCCCGGGGCUGGAGAUCGAGUGGCGCCUACGAAGUCAAGGGAGAAGUCUUCAAUAAAAAGAACCAGAAAAUGUGGAUAUUAGGUGGGCAUUGGAAUGAUGCAAUAUAUGCUAAAAAGGUGACUGCGAAUAACAAUGAAGAGUUAUCUUUAAAGAAAACAAUAACCAAAAUAGAUUCCGAUCCGAAUUUCGAAGGAUCUAAAUUUUUAGUAUGGAAGGCCAACCCUAGACCAAGUGCUCCAUUUAAUUUGACACCUUUUGCCAUAACUCUGAAUGCGCCACAGCCUUCACUGGUUCCAUGGCUCGCUCCAACUGACACUCGUUUGCGGCCCGAUCAAAGAGAUAUGGAGGAAGGCCUUUACGAUAAGGCAGCUGAUGAAAAGCACAGACUUGAAGAGAAGCAAAGAGCUGUACGCAAGGAAAGGGAUAAUAAAGGCGAGGUUUAUGUACCUAAAUGGUUUGUGAAAGAAUUUGAUCCGAUCACAAAAAGCGAUUAUUGGAAAUUCAAGGGAAACUACUGGUCGUUAAGGAAGGACCAUAAAUUGAAAGGUUGUGGAGAUAUUUUUUGA
This is a messenger RNA of Zygotorulaspora mrakii, 3951 nucleotides long. RefSeq lists its product as uncharacterized. Gene Ontology annotation, cellular component: nuclear envelope; membrane; intracellular membrane-bounded organelle. The transcript has a single exon. Gene Ontology annotation, molecular function: sterol binding; protein binding. The coding region runs from base 1 to 3951 and encodes 1316 amino acids. NCBI's taxonomy places the organism in Eukaryota, Fungi, Ascomycota, Saccharomycetes, Saccharomycetales, Saccharomycetaceae. The record is from RefSeq and is a predicted model, not a curated record. Gene Ontology annotation, biological process: exocytosis; piecemeal microautophagy of the nucleus; maintenance of cell polarity.